AUGUCUGACGAAUUCGCCGAGGAGGCGUCGAUUAUGAUGGAGAAUGCCGAACUCAACUUUGCAGCUGAACACAAUGGCCACUUCGAACGAGGACCAGGUGCGAACUUUUAGUCUUAUUUGACAGUUUUUUUGUUAAUACUAUAUGUUAAUCUUAUUCAGUUACACCACCCGAGGUAACAGAACCUUCUACAUCUGUUUUAAACGGGCCACCCACCGAUGAAGGCACGGAGACUUUUAUUGGUACCGAAUCAGCGGCGAUAGCCACCGAAAAGUCGGACAAAUCAUUGGCGGAAAGUGAUGGGGAGAUAUCUUCGACAUCAGAAAAGGAUUCACCCAAACCUUCUCCCAGAAGAGUUAAAAAGCGACGAUAUUCAACAGGUGCAGAUAACGACAAGAAAUCUGAGUCUCAUGCAAAGUGUCAUUACAAGUAAGAUUCAUUUGUUUCAUAGAUUCUUAUUAAUGUAGUGAAAAUCAUGUUCGUCGCACUACAUUCAAGCCUCGAAAUGGCCCAACAACCCCUGAAUUGGACAGUAAACUAACUCAUCCUCUUAUAAAGGCGAUCCGGCAUGUAAAGACUAUGCCAAUAACAGUCGCAUUUGAUCUUCUUUUGUCUAUUCCGCCAACAGAUAUCUCUCAACUUGGUAUGGAGGAUGUUUUGGAGGUUCUAGAUGUGAUGAAGGAGUUCAAUGAUAGAAGGGAAGAACUAACUGGGAACAGAAUUGAAUUAACAAAAGAAGUUAGGCAGAUUUGUGAUCAAGAGAUCCAACUGCUAACUGAUCUCGAGCAUGUUAUGACUCCAGAUGAGAGAAUAAAGUUGGAACAACUGCGCAAUUGCCCUCCAAGCAUGGAUGAAGUGGUCCCAGUAAAGGCCGAGAUCGGUAAAUAUUACUUAAACUUAUUUUGUGAUUUUUAGAUCCUUAUGAUGUAAAUGUGCAAACAAGUGCAAUCAAAUUACCGGCGGUUGAUCUCUUGCCCCCUCCAGAGACGCCAUUGAUUGGACAAAUCGAUUCUUCGUGGGAUCCAUUGGUUAAGCACAUUCCUAUGGAACUUCGGGGAUUCCUACCUCCACAGCCUGAGCACCAAUCGGUAAGUAUUAGCCAUUGCUGUCUGCAUCGCAUAGGAAGGUAACUAUAUUAAUUUACGUUUCAGAACGGAUCCCAAGAGAACGGAUCGACCGUGAUUCCACCGAUCGAUCCAUUGACCAACAAUAUUCCAUCGAAUGAAUUCCACAGUGACGUUCCACCAGCCUCUUCAUCCCAACCAAAGAUUAUCACAUUUGACAAACCCCCACCAAAUGUGGAAUUGCCGCCUCCUAACAUGAGUCAGCCUCCUCCAUCAUUGGCAUCCAUAAAACCAAAGCCCUUGGACACUUCUGUUCCCCCACCUUCACUACAUCAACCCCCUCCCGAUGCGUCUUCUGUCCCGAUCUCAUCUUCCGGCGCCUCCGGGAGGAUAUCACCGGUCUCAGCAUUCCGUCAAAGCAUAAAGCCUUCGCUCCUCAGCAGCCUUGUGAACACUUCUGUUCCUCCUCCUAACCUACCGCCACCAAAUCUGAAUGUUCCUCCGCCUAACUUAUCUUUACCACCUCCAAGUUUGAAUCUUCCUCCACCAAAUGUCAAGGUUCCCCCUCCGAAUUUGGCAGUACCACCUCCAAAUCUGAAAGUCCCACCGCCUGUAAUGGAAUCGUUAUUAGGUCCGAAGCCGCAGUCCACGCCCAAUGUCCCGGGUUCAAUAGCUUCGGCCUCGUCUCCAUUCUCAAUUCCACCUCCCCAGAUCAAACAUACGGUGAUGCCGAACAAACCAGUCCCGUUAAUGUCUAUCGAGCAUCCUCCUGGCUUCGUGCCCAGGAUAAAUCAGACGAGAAGACAGCCAAAACAGAAGACAAAGCCAUCAAACUCAUCGACUCCCACUCAGAAUCUGAGCACGGCUUCUCCAGCUGCAGCCAAGACGCCAGAAAAAAGUUUCUCAGAGACAGAAUUUAGACCAACUCUUGACGCUUCAGGAGAUAACGCCAAGUCAGAAGACGUUGGAGAUAAUACGGCUUCGAAUGAUUUUGAAAUAAAAGAAGAAGUAAAACCUGAGAUUGUCUAA
Molecule: messenger RNA, 2091 nt
Organism: Bursaphelenchus xylophilus (pine wood nematode)
Lineage: Eukaryota; Metazoa; Nematoda; Chromadorea; Rhabditida; Aphelenchoididae
Source: the annotation of a GenBank genome assembly